This is a messenger RNA of Polyodon spathula (Mississippi paddlefish), 1493 nucleotides long. RefSeq names its product cysteine-rich protein 2-like. The coding region runs from base 135 to 776 and encodes 213 amino acids. The transcript has 9 exons. NCBI's taxonomy places the organism in Eukaryota, Metazoa, Chordata, Actinopteri, Acipenseriformes, Polyodontidae. The record is from RefSeq and is a predicted model, not a curated record.
GGUCUUUGGAGCUGUUUAAAGUUGAAUCAUUUUGCGGCGCAGAGGAUGUAUGGAAAUAGCGCAGUUAGCAAAGAUAGGAAACUCAUUACCAGGGAUUAAGUUGUCUGUGGAUUGCAGCUGAGAGUUUGAGCAAGAUGACCUCGAAGUGUCCCAGAUGUGAGAAACCCGUCUAUUUUGCUGAAAAAGUGAGCUCCCUUGGGAAGAAUUGGCAUCGUUUUUGUCUGAAAUGUGAACGCUGUAACAAGACUCUGUCUGCAGGCAACCAUGCCGAGCAUGAUGGGAUGCCAUACUGCCACAAGCCAUGCUAUGCUACACUGUUUGGACCCAAAGGUGUUAAUAUUGGAGGAGCGGGUUCUUAUAUUUACGAAACUCCUCCACAUACUCCUAUGAAUAAAUCGGUGGAAAGCCCCACUGAGUGCUCUCCUACUACACCUUGGACACCUGCUCAAACAGCCAAGCCAUUCAGACCAGCUGGUCCAACCUAUGUGAAGACUUUUGCUGGUGAAACAUCACUCUGCCCUGGCUGUGGGAAGGUGGUUUAUUUUGCGGAGAAAGUGAUGUCCCUGGGCAGAAACUGGCAUCGGCCAUGCCUGCGCUGUGAGAGGUGCAAGAAAACACUGUGCGCUGGAGGCCAUGCUGAGCAUGAAGGUAAACCAUAUUGCCACGUUCCUUGCUACGGCCACCUGUUUGGACCAAAAGGCGUUAACAUUGGAGAAGUUGGAUGUUACAUUUAUGACAAAGACAGGGAGCAGUCUGAGAUUACUAGCCAGUAUUAACUUCAUAUAAGGGAACGAAUAAGAAGCCUUGGAAUGAAGACGAUUUAAAAGAAUUAAUGCAACAGUGUUGGAGUAAUAUUCAGUAUACUGAUUGUUUUUUGUUUGCUUUUUUGCUUUAUUUAACACACUAUGUUAAUUACAUUUAAUUUUGUGCACUUUUGCUGGUAUUGUUGGUUUUUAGAAUACACUGGUAGUGCAGAAAGAGUAGUUUAUAUAGAAUAUACAGUAUAGUUAGGAAGUAUUUGUAAUUGUAAAUGUUUCCAUGUAUUGCAUAUGUAGCUCAAUGGAAGAUGCUCUUGUAUCAGUGUAGAAAAAGCCUUUUUGUCAAGUCCAUUGACAGUUGAGGUGUUAUUGUAAGAGGAAUAUGAAUGUAAACUAGGUUUUUGCAACAUUUACUUAAGAUAUUCACAAGAACUCUACAAUCUGCUGCAAGCUACAGUAAUGUUAUGCAGACUUGGUUGUUUCAAGCUUGUUGAAUUACAUUGUUGCAAUGCUAUUUCUCACAGCACCUCGGACCAAGCAUGCUAGGUUUGCUUGUCGUCAACUCUGUGCUACUUUUAGGGUUUACCUUCUUAUGGCUGAAAUAAAAUGCUUGUUCUUGUCACUUGCAGUAUAAAGCCAUGUCACAAAGAGUGCUUUCAACAGCUAUUCCCUGUGAUGUAGCUCUGAAGUGAAUGUGAUCAUUGUAAUAUUUUGAAAUAAAACAAUAAGGAAAGA